GGCUGGGAGGGAGAGAAAGGAGUGAUUCCUCAAGACGGAAGCGGGAGGACAGUAUUUUUAAGAUGAAAUUCAGUCUCUCCAAAAUAGUUGAUGGCUGUCGUCUUGGUACAUUGACCAACCUUGGCCGUAAAGGACUUCAGUCCAUGGACAUUCCAGGUUGUCUGCUUUAUACCAGAAUGGGAUCUGCACCACAUCUGACCCAUGACACUCUUCAAAUGGUUAAAGGUGUUCCUGUAGUCGCUCAGCUUUCACUUUCAACAUUGGCAGAUCUUCAUGAAGUCUUGGCAGAAUAUAAAGAAGGAGCUGCAAAGUUCAUAGGCAUGCCGGAGUCAGUACUGUACUGCUCUCUUCAUGACCCAGUUACCUGCUCCCCGCCUGGCUACAACAGCAACAAGACAGUUUCGAUAUGGGGAUGUGGAGGUCGGAUAGAAAUGACGGCAUCAAAAUUCAUGGCCAUCCAGCAGGUUAUCCAGCCCGACUGGUUCCAGUGUCUCUCAGAUGGAGACACUAUUGCUGGAGAAAUCUCCAAGAAGAGAGCCAAGAAGUCUGUAGAUCGCUCUCUGUCCUUUUUGGAUGAGUGUCUGCAACUGCAAGAGGAAUUGCCAGGCUUGCAGCAGAGCCUGAUGAUUGGAGUUAUUGAAGGUGGGGAUGUAUUGGAGGAGAGGCUGAGAUCAGCAAAAGAGACUGCCAAGAGACCUGUGGCUGGCUUUCUUUUGGAUGGCUUUCAGGGAAACGCCAUGACCAAGGAAACCAAGCUGCAACUCUUGUCCUCAGUUACAGCAGAGCUGCCGGAAGAAAAACCAAGGCUUAUCCACGGAAUUGGCAGGCCAGAUGAGGUGCUGGAGUAUGUUGAGAGAGGAGUGGAUAUUUUUGAUAGUUGUUUUCCUUACCAGGUGACGGAACGAGGCUGUGCCUUGUCCUUUAACUAUAACUAUCAACCCGAUCCUGAAACAAAAGUCAUUCAAGAAAAUGGACAAACAGAUGUUCAGAAGGAAGAAGAUGAAAAAUCUGAAAAUGUGAUCCUCAGUGGAUCGCAAGAAAUGACUCAUUUUGAAAUAUGUUUGAAAGAAAAAAGGUACCAGGAUAAUUUUGGUCCUUUGGUGAAAGGCUGUUCCUGUUACUGCUGUCAAAAUCACAGUUGUGCCUACAUCCAUCACCUUCUCAUGACCAAUGAGUUGUUAGCUGGUGUCCUGCUUAUGACACAUAACUUCCAGCACUAUUUUGGCUUCUUCCGUUCUAUCCGUGAUGCUGUCAAAGAGAAUAAGUUGGACCAGCUGAAAAAAUCUGUCAGCUGCCGAGCACUCUGAGGCCAGAAGUGUUAUAAAAACAGUGCAAAGAGAACAAGAACCCACGAAGCAGAGAGAGCUGCAUAUUUUUCCUAUUAUCAGUUUCAUGUUAUCUGAAGCACAACCACCUUGGUCUUCACAAAUUGAGAAGUGAUGGAGUUUUUUUAAGAAUUCGCCGGACUAUUUAAGGAAAUCAAAAAUUGUAUGAACAUUUUUACAGGGCUAAGCUAGGUAUUGUUAUUCUCAUUGGGUUUUACUUGUCUUAGAGAACUUGAGUACUGUCCUAGAGUUGGAAUGAAAAACAAAUAAUAUAAACUGACAGACGGGACAAUAGGAAAUACACUGGCUUCCAUUGUGGACUCUACCUUCAUUUUUGCUAUAUGUUAUAGGCUAAAACAAGCCUAUUAAAGUUGUACAUCAGUAGGUCUUUGGUAAGAAGGUAAAAUGUGGUAAGAAAGAGGCUCCUCUUGUAAACUCAGUCUCACUUCAGCAUCUUCUUCCCAGGGCACCUUGCUGCAAUUCUGCAAAUUGAUCCAGUCCUCAUGACACUCCAUGUUCUUGACAGCCAGAGAGCUUUUGUUCUUCAUUAUUGCAAAACAUCAGCCCAUUGGCUGAGCUUAGUUUUUAGCCUAAAUACAGUUUUUAGUAGUCUCGUGCAUUUGUAUAGAAUCACAAUCUGUUUCUGUCUGUUUCAUUCAUAAGGCCCCGUUUUUGUUUUGAGCACCUCUCCCACAAACGGGUGUCUUUCCAAAUGGGCUUUCUCAUCCAAGGUCCAAAAAAAUUGAAUAUUUUAGGCCCAUUGGUGGCAAUGGGUGGGCUUCCCAUGCUCCUCUUCUCUUCAGUUUUAGGGAUAGUGCUUAGUGCUUAGCUGCAGGCCCUGGCAGGCGCUGGCAUUUUAGGCGUGCUUGCCACACACAUACUCCAUUUGGAGCACCAAAAAUCAGCUAACCAAAAGUUUACCGUUCCUUUUGUUUUACUAAUACUUCUGUACUGGAGAGGGGUGUACCGUUUCGUGCCUUCCAAAUGAACAAAACGGUACAAAAGCACGAACUGAUAAAAUGGUAACCGGGCCCAUGACUAGUUUUUAGUCUCAACAGGAGUAGACCCAUUGAGUCAAUUCCUGAAUGUCAAAUCAACAUGCAUAUAAGCAGAGAUUAUGCAAUUGAUCUACCAAGAGGCUUAAAACUCUAUCUACCAUGACAAUAACUCCUUUGUUUUGAAAAAUAUCCCUAUAUAGAUUUAGGCCCUGGUUUUGAUUGGAUGCCAUCAAAUGACAACUAUUUAUUUUCAGAGCCUAAACUAGAGUAGACUCAAUUAAAUUUGUUCCAUAGCUAUAGUCCAGUUAAGAUUAGCAGUUGGAUUUAGGCUCAAGUUUUUUUUUCUUUUCAGGGGAGAGAAUCUUUGUUUAUUAAUAUUCCUUUUUUAGGUGAAUGGAAGAUAAUGAGCAUACAUUAGGCAAUAUGAUGGCUGAAAUAAUGUUUGGUAGAGCUUUGACAAUAAUGGAAAACUCAUUCUUUUAGCUUUUGUAUCUUAUUCAAUUCAAUCAUGUCCUUUUUAUAUGAUCUUUUUUGUACAACUGAAAUAUUUAAUGUUUUUUCUGUUACGGAAAUUUAAUGGUAAACUUCAAUAUCAUACUGAGCAUUCACUUGUGGAUUGCAUUCUCCCUACUGUAUUUAGAAAUUAGCCUAUAACACAGGCAUGGGCAAACUUUGACUCUCCAGGUGUUUUGGACUUCAACUCCCACAAUUCCUAACAGCCUACUGGCUGUUAGGAAUUGUGGGAAUUGCAGUCCAAAACACCUGGAGGGGCGAAGUUUGCCCAUGCCUGCUAUAACAGAUUGUUUGUACAAUAGUUUCUGAAGAAGUCAGUUUCCUAUUUCAAGAUAGGGUAAGAGAAGCCAACUCUUGACCACCCUUCCUUCCCAAAUAUAUGCUUUACAUUGUUGGAACUCACUUAUGUAAACCAUUUGCUGAAGCAAUUACUGUCAUUUUGCUCCUUUGUGUGCCACGACCCAUGUUUGAUACUGUAUUUUAAUUCCUUGUCAUCAUUUUGUUCACAUUUUAUUCCCACCUCAGCAAAAUCAGGGCAAUAAGGCUCUAAAUCAGGCCUGCAGAAGCUGUGGCUGUCCAGGUGUUUGGGAUCCCAACUCCCAGAAGCUCUUGCCAGUCUGUUCAGUGGACAGGAAUUCUGGGAGUUGGGGGCCCAAACAGUUGGAGGGCCACAGAUUGUGCACACCUGUCCUAAAUCCAAUGUGGUGCUGAAGGGCAGAACAACAGAACUUCCUGAGGGUCCUCUUGCAGCACUUGCGGUUUCCAGUCGACAACUCUUAGAAUGUGUUCCAGGCCACCAGAUCUGAUUUAGUGGAGAUUUGCGGUAGAAAGGAGAUGGUCUCUCUCUCUCUCUCUCAUUUCCACUGAAAUAUCCAUUAGAGGAAGUCCAACAUUGGAUAUUUUUUAAAAAAAAAUGACAUUGAUUUACUGACCACAGAGAUAGAAAGGGGCUGUAAUUGUGUAUCUUGCCAGUAGCCACAAUGUCUGAAAUGUAUUAAAUAAUAGAUAAAAACCUUUUAUUCAUUU
This is a messenger RNA of Anolis sagrei ordinatus, 3862 nucleotides long. It is a transcript of the gene QTRT2, whose product is annotated as queuine tRNA-ribosyltransferase accessory subunit 2. The record is from RefSeq and is a predicted model, not a curated record. NCBI's taxonomy places the organism in Eukaryota, Metazoa, Chordata, Lepidosauria, Squamata, Anolidae. Gene Ontology annotation, molecular function: tRNA-guanosine(34) queuine transglycosylase activity.